AUGGAGAGGCGCGCUGUGACCGGAGUUGCUGGCGGAGGCGCGCGCAACAACCGGCGCUACAGGUGGAGAGGCGCGCUGCGACCGGAGUUGCUGGCGGAGACGUGCUACCUGCAGCGAUUGGAACUGCAGGCGGAGGUGCGCGAAACGCCCAGCGCUGCAGGUGGAGAGGCGCGCUGUGAUCGGAGUUGCAGGCGGAGGAGCGCGCAACAACCGGCGCUACAGGUGGAGAGGCGCGCUGCGACCGGCGUUGCUGGCGGAGGCGCGCGUAACAACCGGCGUUGCUGGCGGAGGUGCGCGCAACAACCGGCGCUACAGGUGGAGAGGCGCACUGCGACCGGAGUUGCUGGCGGAGAGGCGCACUGCGACCGGAGUUGCUGGCGGAGAGGCGCGCUGCGACCGGAGUUGCUGGCGGAGGCGCGCGCAACAACCGGCGCUACAGGUGGAGGCGCGCUGCGACCGGAGUUGCUGGCGGAGGCGCGCGUAACAACCGGCGCUACAGGUGGAGAGGCGCGCUGCGACCGGCGUUGCUGGCGGAGGCGCGCGCAACAACCGGCGCUACAGGUGGAGAGGCGCGCUGCGACCGGCGUUGCUGGCGGAGGCGCGCGCAACAACCGGCGCUACAGGUGGAGAGGCGCGCUGCGACCGGCGUUGCUGGCGGAGGCGCGCGCAACAACCGGCGCUGCAGGUGGAGAGGCGCGCUGCGACCGGCGUUGCUGGCGGAGGCGCGCGCAACAACCGGCGCUGCAGGUGGAGAGGCGCGCUGUGACCGGAGUUGCAGGCGAAGGCGCGCUGUGACCGGAGUUGCAGGAGAAGGCGCGCAGCAACCGGAACAGA
Molecule: messenger RNA, 834 nt
Organism: Papilio machaon (common yellow swallowtail)
Lineage: Eukaryota; Metazoa; Arthropoda; Insecta; Lepidoptera; Papilionidae
Exons: 4
Coding region: 1-795 (264 amino acids)
Source: RefSeq, a predicted model, not a curated record